Molecule: messenger RNA, 1362 nt
Organism: Triticum aestivum (bread wheat)
Lineage: Eukaryota; Viridiplantae; Streptophyta; Magnoliopsida; Poales; Poaceae
Exons: 2
Coding region: 348-995 (215 amino acids)
Source: RefSeq, a predicted model, not a curated record
GGUCUGAUAACACCCGAAGCAGGUCCACCACCACUCCUCCCGCAUCUCCUCGUACCCACCCACCUUCUUCGUUUCCACCCCCACCACACCACGGCACCAACCUCCCUGCCUUCCUCCACCACGGCACCACCUCCCUCCCUUCCCCCACCCCACCAACCGACGCCAUCUCCUGCGCCCCUGCCCCACCCACCACACCACGACACCAACCUCCUUGCCUUCCCCCACCCCGGUCACCUCCCAGCGCCGGAUCCAGGCCGCAGCGACCCCCUCACUUCCUCGACCGGCCUCCCACGGCCCCGCCCCAUGACGCCGGCCUCCACGGCUUCGACCCCCCGCGCCGCCCCGCAAUGCCGACCUCCAAGGCCCCGGCCCCUGCGCCGCCCCGCAACGGCUGGCCCCGGCCCUGCCCGCUGCGACCCUCCCUAAUCCCGCGAGAUCCGCGACAUGUCGAGCCGCCACCAUCGGAUCCCCCCACCGCGCCCCUUCUUCCUCAUUCUGGUCCGUCCCGGGGCGAGGACGGGCUCUGCCGCGCCGUGAACGAGGGAACUUCACGGGCGGGGUCGGCGAGCAGAGGAGGUGCUGAGGAUCCGGCUGUUGCCGGGCUUCUCCCGUCGGAUCCAAUCGCUGUCAGCCAGAUCCGCUGCAGCGUGCUAGCUGGCCGCCUUCCGCAGCCUCACCGCAUCCUGCAUCGACCGGAGAAACCCCUUCGUGAUCCCAUCUUCCUCCCCCUACACCAGCGUUGGUGUUUUGGCGCCUCCCCCGUGAAGCUUCGUUGUUGCCACAAUGAAGUUCAGCUGGCUCACUGCUGCAGCACGUCGCCGGCGGUGCACACUCUGCACGCAUGUUGUCCACUUGGCGAUUGUGCGUUUUGGUGUUUACAUGCAGGUCAUCGGUUUGGUGCGGCGAGCUCUUACAGUUCAGGGCGGCACUGGCCGAUGGAGCGCCACCACACCUGCGCCACCCCUUCAACCUCCUCCAGGGCCGCCGUGCCCUGAUCCACCUAGUUGCCUCUGUCCCACCUCAAUCUAGAUCAGGAUCUAGUUCCUCGUUAGCUGUCGGCCGAGCUUCUUCCUCGCUGGUGAGCUCCUUCUCCCUCUCCCAUCAGAUUGGGGAGUCGCUGGUCAACACACCUCCUGGUGGUGUCCUAUGGCAAGCGUGCUUGCAGUGCAGUCUGGCAGCGAGCACACUUGCAGUGUAGUCCGGCAAAAAUUUAUGUGGUUCGCUCCGUAAAAAUGAAUGUGUAUGAAGAAACACUUAUGCAGUCCUUUCUCGCGAGUGGGGAAGCCGAUGCCGUGACCAUGCAGUCCCAACGCGAUGUGUAAUGUGUAGCGUGCAAACAAAAAAUGUAGUCCGAUCGCCUCA